Molecule: messenger RNA, 1211 nt
Organism: Episyrphus balteatus (marmalade hoverfly)
Lineage: Eukaryota; Metazoa; Arthropoda; Insecta; Diptera; Syrphidae
Product: neuroplastin-like
Exons: 1
Coding region: 322-1101 (259 amino acids)
Biological process (GO): cell-cell adhesion
Cellular component (GO): cell-cell junction
Molecular function (GO): cell adhesion molecule binding
Source: RefSeq, a predicted model, not a curated record
AUCUAAAGAUAAGUCCAUUUCUUGUCAUUUUCGCCCCUAUUUACUAUAUCCCUCUCUAAGGGGUGUAAAUAUUUUUAGCUUAAACCAGUUAGUUUAUCUCUCUCAAGCCAAACCCAUAUCUUUACCCUCUUAUCUAUUUUUUUUUCUUUUUUGCUUUAAAAGUAUUUCUGCAUACUAUAAUGGGACUCUGAACGUUUUACUCUUCACAUACGAUUUUCAUUGUAAUUUUAAAUAUCAAAUUCGUUGCUCGUAGUGCUGCUUAGUAAAUUAUUAUCUUUGUUUAAAGAAUUAUAUAAUUCUCUAUACUUCGAACUUGUAACAAUGGCAACAAAGUUCUUUAUAGUAAUUUUCUCAUUAUUCAUUACAACAAUUACUGGUCAAAAUGAUCUUUUAGUUCCGAAUUACGACAAUGUCGAACAUCAAUUGAAACACUUUGCCAUCAAACAACCAUUAAUACUCAGUUGCAAUAUUACAAAAACCGGAGAUUAUGAAUUAACAUGGGAAAAGAAUGGAACUGAAGUCUCACAAGUUAGUUCACUCGAAGGUCGCUAUAAAAUUAUCAAUCCCGAGAGGAAAUUCAUCAUUGAAAAGACUGAAGAAAAAGAUGCUGGCAUUUAUAGUUGUAAAGUGAAUAAUGGUCAGAAGAGAGAUAUUCGUGUUGUGGCAAAUGUUGUUGUACGAUUGCCAUCGAAUACUAAUGUCGUUGAAGGUGAGAAACUAUCGAUUGUUUGUGCUGUUGUUGGUACUGAACCGAGAUUAUAUUGGGAAGCUGGUAAUUUGACAAUUUACAAUUCAACUGGACGUCAUAUAUUGAAGGCCGAUCAGAAUAAUAAUAAAAAUGCUAUUUUGAUUGUUGAAAAUGCUGGGCUGGAAGAUAGGGGAGAAUACAAGUGUCAUGCUAGGAAUAUUGUUACAGAUUUGGAUUUAGCUGAAACAGCGAGUGAUUUUACAUAUGUUCGAGUGAAGGGUAAAUUGGCUGCUUUGUGGCCGUUUUUGGGUAUUAUUGCUGAGGUAUUCAUCAUGUGUACGAUUAUUUUGUUGUAUGAGAGGAGACGGACUAAAGGCGAACAAGACGAAACCGAUACCGAUGGAAAUAACUAGAUUAUGUUGUUGUUGUAGAGAUAAGAUAAGAUUAAUGUUUACUUAGUAACUAGAAAGCAACAUUUUUAAUGUUUUAAAUUAAAUAAAUGAAAUUAAAAUUUAAACGAAAA